Messenger RNA from Dentiscutata erythropus, 179 nucleotides. NCBI's taxonomy places the organism in Eukaryota, Fungi, Glomeromycota, Glomeromycetes, Diversisporales, Gigasporaceae. The record is from the annotation of a GenBank genome assembly.
AUGAAUCAUUAUUCACAUAUUAAGAAUAAAAAAAUAUUUUAUACACCAAUCAAGAAUCUAAGUGAACUUGAAAAUCUUGCAUUUUACGAUCAUCAGCUUUAUGAUCAUGCGUUUAAUGGCAGUAUAAGCGCUCCAGUUCAUGAAAAACUGCGAACUGGUGCUAAAGUAUUAGAAUUUGG